Messenger RNA from Hypomesus transpacificus, 1866 nucleotides. It is a transcript of the gene tnni4b.2, whose product is annotated as troponin I4b, tandem duplicate 2. NCBI's taxonomy places the organism in Eukaryota, Metazoa, Chordata, Actinopteri, Osmeriformes, Osmeridae. Bases 1066 to 1605 code for a protein of 179 amino acids. Gene Ontology annotation, cellular component: troponin complex. The transcript is spliced from 7 exons. The record is from RefSeq and is a predicted model, not a curated record. Gene Ontology annotation, biological process: muscle contraction.
GUCAUAAUAAUCAGGAACUAUGAAAGACGGAAUGCAUACUGUAGCCAUUCAACAGACUGUACCACAUGAAGGUCCAUAUAGGACAUAAAUACAUCUUUAGCUUGUACAACAACUAAGUAUUAGCGCAUGCAUACAUACAUACUCUGUAAAUCUAUGCAGUCUUAUGUGUAAACACUUCAUACAUACAUACUUGUGUGAAUAACUUAAAAACAGAUAUUAAAAACACUCAAGGAUAUACACGCUAAUAAACAUAAUUUUUUUUUAAUCUUGCAUGGUUUGUUGAACACGCAUAGAUUCAUAACUGAAUCUGUUGUAUAUUUUAACAAAAUAUUAGUUAGAUUUGUUUCUAUUUUUUAUAAUCUGCAACAUAUUCAGUUAGGACUGUAUGUAUGAUUUUUUUUGCACAAUGUUAUAGAACAAGCCUACCAUAAAUAAAUUGUGGAAAAUAAAAACCAACCCACCAUAACCCCAACUCUACCAAUGCACAAGCAAGGUUCCAGUACACAGAUAUUACAACUGGCACAGCACUGUACCUAUGUUAGUCUAUUGUUCUUCAAACCUCAUACAUCACAAAACCUUGUUGAUGUAUUUGUGCAUACUUUUUUGAGUAAGGAUUGUGGUUGUCAUAUUACUUUCCUGUCUUUUGUGGCUUUUUACAAACCAUGACUUACUACAUAAAAUGUAGUUGUUUUUCGGGGUACAUUUUUAUAAGCAUAUCAAAAACAAGACGUUAAAUUUAUUGUAUAUUUGACAUAGUUUGCAAUAACUAAAAUUUUGGGGUAAUUUUCUGCAUUCAAUCUAUAGAUGUACAGGCUUGGUGUUGGAUGUAUUUUGCUUUUCCAUACCAUGAACAGCUUGAAAUCUUUGUCUCCACGGGACAUUCCAAAAGAGGCAUCAUGUUGAACUGUGCAAUGAGUACAUACAAUGUUAUGAGCUGAAUGCAAUGAGAGACUCUUGUCUAUAAUUUCUUAGAAGCAAUGUAAAAAUUAAAUGCAUUAGUUAAAUUAUGUAAUUUUCAAUUGAACACAACUGAUUGUAUUUCAGAAAACAAAGUAAUAAUUCAACAUGUCUGAGGGACCGAAAAAGGCGAAGAUGUCUGCUUCUCGCAGACUGACUCUCAAGACCAUACUUCUGAAAAAGGCAGAGUCUAUGCUAGUGUCAGACAUUAAGGAGAAGAGGUCAGAGAGAGAGAACACUCUGAGUGAAAGAGUGCCACCACUCAAACUGUCUGGUUUGUCUCUGCAAGACCUUCAGGGACUGUGUAAAGAACUGCACCAUAAGAUUGAUGUUGUUGAUGAAGAGCGCUAUGACAUUGCUGCCAAAGUAGCCAAGAAUGAUAAAGAGAUAGAACAUUUGUCACACAAGAUUUUUGAGCUUAAGGGCAAGAUGAAGCGACCUGCUCUGAAAAGAGUGAAAAUCUCAGCUGAGGCCAUGCUUGGAGCUCUGCUGGGGAGCAAGAUGAAGGAGACAGUAGACUUCAAGUCCAACCUCAAAACUGUGAAGAAGGAGGAAGAGAAGAAAGAGGAGGUGACUGACUGGCGUAAGAACGUGGAGGCCAUGUCUGGAAUGGAGGGCAGGAAAAAGCUGUUUGAUGCUGGACAAUAGAUUUCUGUCAAUGGACUGCAUGUGGUGUGUAAUAUGACCACCAAAGACUUAAGCAUGACAACUGAGACAGCAAGCAGCUAAACAGCACACUAAAAGAAGAUCACAUCCGCAGUCAAUACCAUAAGUCAUAAUGCAGUUUAGGGUUACACAUGGUACCUCCCAUUAAUAGCCAUGGCGUGGCAUAGAAAAUACUGUAUCUACCAUGUUUAGCGUUUUGUUCUUGCCAUUGUAUUGAGAUAUAUACCCUUGGACCCCCGUGAA